GGAUAUCCAAAACUCGCAGGUCACAUGGGCUCCUCGCCUGAGAUCGCAAUGUUUCGAAGAUUCGGCGCCUUGAACGCCCGCAACCUGUUGUAUAUGCAGAAUGAUCUGGUAGUGCUGGAAAACAAGCUAAGAGUUAUUGAGUUUGAGGACUCAAAAAGCCCUGACGGAAAGAAGGAACGAUACAGACGAGACGCCUAUUGGCUAAGCACUGCGGACAUACAGAUCAACGGUGCUCUAAGAGACGGCGACACCCGACAGCGUGAUUUGAUACUGCAAAUGAGAUCUUUACUGAAUGAGUACAAUCACGCGCUCAUCCAGCAAGCCACAAUACUCCGCGAGAUGAAGAAACCUGAUCCAUACGAUAUCUACGACAUACAAAACCUCAUAGCCAGCGACGACAUGAAACAACCCUUCAUAGGCUUCGACCGCGGGACGUGGGGCGGAGCCGUGAAUGCAGAAACCAGAAAAGCAUAUAGCAGAGAACUACUCGUACUUCGACCCCGCAAAGACAUGGAUACUUUAUCCCGUAUAGUCGGUACAAGGGCCAUCAAGUGGAUGAUGGCGUGUGGAGGCAACAGGUGGAAAAAACCAGAUGUUCGGUUCGGCAUGAUCGCUGUGCACGAUAGCACCGUCUUCAGGCUUACGUUCUGGUUCACAAGUGGCGUGGCCUCGAUACUGCCAGUCAUCUCUAUCAUUUUGCUGGUCAAUAUGGAGUCGCUGAAUGGGAGGCUUGGGGUCAUCGCUGCGUUCAAUGUUCUCAUCUCGAUAUGCCUCACUUUGUUCACGGAGGCGAGGAGAACCGAUGUGUUUGCUGUCACAGCUGCG
Messenger RNA from Macroventuria anomochaeta, 825 nucleotides. RefSeq lists its product as uncharacterized. The record is from RefSeq and is a predicted model, not a curated record. The transcript is spliced from 2 exons. The annotation marks the transcript as partial. NCBI's taxonomy places the organism in Eukaryota, Fungi, Ascomycota, Dothideomycetes, Pleosporales, Didymellaceae.